This is a messenger RNA of Parascedosporium putredinis, 1875 nucleotides long. Lineage: Eukaryota; Fungi; Ascomycota; Sordariomycetes; Microascales; Microascaceae. The record is from the annotation of a GenBank genome assembly.
AUGAGUGUUGAGAACCUCUGUGGUAAGGAGCUGCCUCAAGAGAAGGCAUCUGAGUCGAGCGUUGCACCAUUCGCUGAGGGGCUCGCUAGACUACGUCGCUUCGGCGGCGAUGAGGAUGCGACGCCACCUGCCGAAGAUAUCGACAUGGGCCAUAAGCGAGGCCGAAGCCCUGAGCCAAGGAGCGAAGCCGACGGACCGAAGCGCCGCAAGAAGCGAAACCGAUGGGGUGAUGCCUCAGAGAACAAAGCCGCCGGCCUAAUGGGCCUCCCCACUGCCAUCAUGGCAAACAUGACGAGCGAGCAACUUGAGGCAUAUACACUUCAUUUGCGAAUCGAAGAGAUCAGCCAAAAGCUUCGCAUCGACGAUGUCGUUCCUGCUGACGGUGACAGGUCCCCUUCGCCCGCGCCUCAGUACGACAACCAAGGUCGUCGUAUCAACACGAGGGAAUACAGAUACCGCAAGCGCCUGGAAGAUGAGCGACACAAGCUCAUCGAGAAGGCGAUGAAGACGAUUCCUAACUACCACCCGCCCCAGGACUAUCGCAGACCGACCAAGACCCAAGAAAAGGUCUACGUGCCUGUCAACGAUUAUCCCGAGAUUAACUUUAGUAUGAUUGCUAACCCUCUAACCCUCGUGACUAACCUGCCCCACCCUACCCUCUCGUCCCCCUCCCUCUCCUUUUGCUUUCCGUACCUUCUUUUCUCCCCCAAAGUUGGACUACUCAUCGGCCCUCGUGGCAACACACUCAAGAAGAUGGAACAAGAUUCAGGUGCCAAGAUUGCCAUCCGAGGUAAAGGCUCGGUCAAGGAAGGCAAGGGCAGGUCCGACGCCGCGCACUCCAGCAACCAGGAGGAGGAUCUCCACUGUCUUGUCAUGGCGGACACGGAGGAGAAGAUUAACAAGGCCAAGAAGUUGAUCCACAACGUCAUCGAAACGGCCGCGUCUAUUCCUGAGGGUCAAAACGAGCUCAAGCGGAACCAACUACGUGAGCUUGCUGCUCUUAACGGUACACUCCGUGAUGACGAGAACCAGGCAUGCCAGAACUGCGGUCGCAUUGGUCAUCGCAAGUACGAUUGCCCGGACAAGCCCAACUACACGGCCAGCAUUAUCUGCCGUGUCUGCGGUAACGCUGGACACAUGGCCCGCGAUUGUCCUGACAGACAAAAGGGUGCCAGCUGGCGCAAUGAUAAUGGCCAAGGUCGUGGUGGCAACGGCGGUGGCCGCGGUGGCGACGCCGUUGACCGCGAGUACGAGGCUGGCCCUGGCUCGAGCAACGGUGGCCCAUCAGAUAAUGCCAAGCCAUGGCAACGGGGACCUCCGGCCAGCGGCGGGCCGACUGGUGGCCCUGCUCCUUGGCGCACACGGCGCGACAAUAACGACUUUGGAGACGGUGGUGGUGGCGGUGGUGGCGGCGGCGGCGGUGGUGGUGGUGGUGCCGCUCCCUGGGCCCGUGACCGUGAGCGGGAUAGGGACCGAGGCGACCGUGGCGAUCAUCGUGGUGACUACCGCGGUGAUCGCGGGGAUCGUGGUGACCGCGGUGACCGGGAUCGAGGCCGCCGUGACGACUACAACAACGGUGGUGGUUACGGCGGCUACGGUGGCCGCGGCGGUGGCGACCAGUACUCUGGCCAUGGCAACGCCUACGGCCAGAGUGCCGCUGCCCCCGGCGCCGCCCCUUGGCAACAGGCUCCUGGAACGGCCCACGGUGGUUACAGCGGUUAUCCUGGCUACGGUGGCUAUGGCGCACCUCCAGGAAUGCCUGGCGCACCUCCCGGGCUGCCCCCGCCUCCUCCCCCGGUGGCCCCCGUCUGGCAUCAAUGCUCUUAUUCAAGAGUACUCUGGAGGAGUCCCCCUCCACCCUCCGCCAUCUGGUGA